AUGAUAGGCAUCCCCAAGGAUGACUUUGUGGCAAGGAGGGAAAAGUUAAAAGCUGUCUAUGAGUGGACUAGAGUGGACAAUGCAAAAACACAAUUUUCUGGAUUGGCAGAGGUGUGGUCCAAUCUCGAGGAUAUUGAGAUAGUUGGAGUGGUAACAUAUGUUGGACAGGACCCUGCAGGACAUCAAACUUCUGGCAUAUUUGGAGGCUCUGAGAUGAUAAGAAACUUCAUCAAUGAAAAUGGCAUCAAUGUCUGGUCACUCAUGGAUCAGUAUACCACAAUUUUCAAGUGUCUCAGGAAUGGCAAUGGUGUGGAUGCCAGGGUGGCUGGCACCAGUUCCAUUGGAGAUGUGGGUUCUGCACUGGAACUACAUUGCCAUACAAAGGAGACUCCAAGAGACUGCAACUGCAGAGUAUUUGGAAGCAUGAUGAAGGAGAAGAUGUUGGCCACAUUGAGAGAUCUGCAUGUCACAUGUGGCAUUGAAAAGAGCCACUUCACUAUUGUCAACUGGUCCCAUGGUGUAUCUCCACCAGGCCCUGGUUUUGAGUACAAGAAACUUAAGGCUGGCCCUCUUUGUCAACUUGUAGUACCUUACCUUCAGAGAAAACUGGGUCUUUUGUAUGAUGGGCAAACUGAUGAUGAGGAAGAACAAGAUAGUCUGGAUGAUGUGCUGGAAAUUGAGAUUAAGUGCUGGAACAAAGAGGUCAUCAAUAUUUUGGAUACUGACCCUUUGAAGGGUGAGAUCAUGCUCAUCAAAGCUACCAAUGGUACUGUUUUGCAGCAGAUCUCAGAUGAUCCAGAGUGGCAGAAGUCCCUCAAGGAAAUGGAUUGCCAGCAGCAAGGCAUGGAGGUCCUUUGA
This is a messenger RNA of Pisolithus orientalis, 858 nucleotides long. RefSeq lists its product as uncharacterized. The transcript is spliced from 7 exons. The record is from RefSeq and is a predicted model, not a curated record. Lineage: Eukaryota; Fungi; Basidiomycota; Agaricomycetes; Boletales; Pisolithaceae. The coding region runs from base 1 to 858 and encodes 285 amino acids.